AUGGCCGCCGUUGCUGUUCAGAACCCUCCAGUCCAGGCCGAGUCCAAGUCGGCCAAGAAGAAGAAGGCAAAGUUGGAGCGCACCGAGUCCCCUGCUCCUGCUUCUGUCGGCACGCCCGCAGAAAAGCCCAGCUCGGUAGCCGGUGAUGGCGAGGAGGGAGAGAACCCUUAUAUCCGCGACCUGCAAAAGAACAUUCGUAACGUCAACAAGAAGAUUAGCAACAUUACCAAGACCGAGUCCGUCAUUUCCGAGCACAAGGGCAAGACGUUGGACGAGCUUGUAAAGCUGAAGAUUAUCAACGCCGACCAAAAGGCCUCCAUCCAAAAGAAGGAGGGUCUGCAGGCGCAGCUAGCCCAGCUUGAGGAGCAACUGAGCCAAUACAAGAAGAUAGACCAGGAGUUCCGGACACGGACCAACCAGAUCAAGACCGAGUUGGAAAAGACUUUGUCCGACCGCUACGAGAAGGAGAAGGCGGAUGCGGUGGCUGAGGUCAAGGCGGAGUUCUCCGCUGCGGUCGACAAGUCUCUGCAUGAUAGCUUGCUAGUCAUGUCGCAGUUCCUCCGUCUUGCAGCUGCACGUCGCGGAGAGGAGCAUGACCCCGAGCUUGACGAGAACCGCGCCCUGGAGGGUGUCCUGUUGCAGGUCUACUCUGGCGACGAGGAAGGCGUAGCAACCAUGCUGAAGCUGGUUCAGGGCUCGUCUGAGAAGGCCAAAAGCGUGGCAAACGAGCCUCUUGAGGCAACCUUUGCCCAAAUCAAGCAGGCUGCCGUUGCCCAUGCCGUGCCGCUGUACACCGAGGGCGCUGCUGCCGAGUCGGAGAUUACUGAACCUGCCACAGACCCCACUGUCGCCAACGCUGGUCUGACCGAGAUUGACGCUGGUGCAGAUGUCGCUGUCACCAACGGCCAUUCCGCCGAGGCUUCCGCCGGGAGUGCCAACGCCGGUGCUCCUGCGAACGCUGAUGUGGGUGAGGGCGCUGCCAAUGCUGCUGCUGACUCGCAGUGGGAUGCUGGCAAUGCCAGCAUGUCUGCCUCCCAAGAAUGGGUCGAGGUUCCGCGAGAGCCUGCCGAGACCGACAACGGUCUCAAUGCCACCCCUGCCGCUCCCGCCAACACUCAGUCGUGGGCUGACGAUGCUGCAGACCACGCCGCAGAGGCUCCUGCUGUCCCCGCCGACCCUAACGAUGGUUUCCAGUCUGUUCAGGGACGUAAUCGUGGCCGCGGAGACCGAGAGGGGGGCAACUGGCGCGGACGGGGCAACUACCGUGGCAACCGGGGCUUCCGUGGAGACGGCCGUGGCCGUGGUCGCGGUCGCGGCAGGGGAGGCAACGGUGGUCAGCACCACCAGCAACGCAACACCGAUGAAUCUUAG
Pyricularia pennisetigena is the source of this 1371-nucleotide messenger RNA. RefSeq lists its product as uncharacterized. The coding region runs from base 1 to 1371 and encodes 456 amino acids. The transcript is spliced from 5 exons. Lineage: Eukaryota; Fungi; Ascomycota; Sordariomycetes; Magnaporthales; Pyriculariaceae. The record is from RefSeq and is a predicted model, not a curated record.